Molecule: messenger RNA, 658 nt
Organism: Rubroshorea leprosula
Lineage: Eukaryota; Viridiplantae; Streptophyta; Magnoliopsida; Malvales; Dipterocarpaceae
Source: the annotation of a GenBank genome assembly
CCUCUUUUUAAGACACCGUGAAAAUUUUUAUAAACUUUCCAUCCCAUCUCUAACCCUUUAGCAGAGAGAAGAAAUGGCGGAUGCCAACAUCAAUCUUCCCAAUGUAAUAAAUGGAAAUGUGAUCAUUGGAGCAAGACUACUUAACAAGAGAAAUCCUCAAGGGCAGCGCCUUAUAGCAAGUACUACCUAUGAAGAUGGUCGGAUUUAUGGAUUGCCGGAAGGGUGGCUUGUGGAGAAAAGACCUAGGACUCUUAAGAACAACAAAACGUUUUACUAUGAACCCAAGACAUUUAAGCAAUUUCGCUCAAUGAAAGCUGUAGAAAGGCACUUGCAACUCAUUGCAACAAAACAAAGUAAUAAGAUGCAACUUGUGCCAUCACGCUUCUCCAAGGGCCCCAACUCCCGACGUAAUAAGAGGAGAAAGAAUGGCUCAAGUUUCAACCAUGCAAACAUGGCUGAAAAUAAUUUGCAGGCUCUAGCUGAUGCUAUAACAGAUUGAUAGAGUCCCUAUAUAUUGGUGAAGCAGUACUGUUCCCCAUUACUGUGAAAAGGAUGAAAAGUAUGUGUGCAUGAUGGAUGUAACAUUUAUGAUCAUUUGAAUGGCUCUUAUUUUGUUUUUAUUGUGAUGCAUUUCAAUGAGUAAAUUAUCAUCAAUUAC